AUGCGCCGCAGGCGAACUGAGAUGACAGUGGAGUUGCGUAAGAAUAAAAGGUACGAAACGGUGUUUAAAAAGCGCAACGUGCCUGUUGUAACCGACGACGAUGAUGAAGUUAAUGCGCCAAGGGCAAGCUUAGAGAAUUUUGCAGUCAUUGUCGAGAACGCUCAAAGUCCGGUGCUGGAAGUACAGUUGGAUGCAGUUCAGCAGGCAAGGAAGCUGUUAUCCAGUGAUAGAAAUCCACCUAUCAACGAGCUGAUUGAUGCCGGCAUCUUGCCUAUUUUGGUUAAUUACUUAAAAGAUGAUGAUAAGUAUGCCGGAUUUCGAAUUUAUUUGUAUUGUCUACAUGUUUCCAUUUAUGUUUAUUUUAGUCCGACUCUGCAGUUCGAAGCCGCAUGGGCAUUAACCAACAUUGCUAGCGGCAACAGUGACCAAACGAAGGCUGUCGUUACUGCUGGCGCAGUUCCACUGUUUCUGCAUUUACUCAAUUCUGAAUCAACUAACGUGUGUGAACAAUCUGUCUGGGCUCUUGGCAAUAUUAUUGGAGAUGGUCCUCAUUUUCGAGAUUACUGCAUUCAGCUCGGCAUCGUUCCACCUUUGUUGUCUUUCAUUCAGCGCGACAUGCACAUAAGCUUUCUCCGAAAUGUUACCUGGGUUAUUGUCAAUCUCUGUCGCAACAAAGAGCCAGUGUUGUCAGCAGACGUGAUACAGCAACUGCUGCCUGCUCUUUGUUACUUAAUUCAUAACGAAGACGUAAACAUAUUGGUCGACACUGUUUGGGCUUUGUCAUAUUUGACCGAUAGUGGCAACGAACAGAUUCAGAUGGUGAUCGAUUCGAAUGUCGUCAAAGAUCUAGUGCCGUUACUCGGUCAUCCAGAGGUUAAGGUGCAGACGUCCUCACUGAGAGCCGUUGGAAACAUAGUCACGGGAACUGACGAGCAAACACAGGCUGUGCUCGAUUGCGGCGUACUCAAGUACAUGCCUGAUCUGCUCACUCAUCCGAAGGAAAAACUGAAAAAAGAAGCCGUUUGGUUUCUGAGCAAUAUUACGGCGGGAAACAGUUCUCAGGUGCAGGCUGUGAUCGACGCGGGACUCAUUCCAAUGAUAAUCUAUUUGCUGGAGAAAGGCGAGUUCCAGACACAGAAGGAAGCUGCUUGGGCGAUGAGCAAUGUUACGAUCAGUGGCACUCGGGAACAAGUGGCAUAUAUGGUUCAGCAAGGCGUCAUUCCUCCGUUCUGUCAACUUCUUGGAGUUUCGGAUACGCAAGUUGUUCAUGUCGUUCUUGACGGCCUAAACAAUAUAUUGAAAAUGGCAGAGAACGAAUCGGAGCAAAUUUGUCGUUUGAUAGAGGAAUGCAAAGGGUUGGACAAAAUUGAAUUGUUGCAAACGCACGAAAACGAAAGCAUCUACCGAUUCGCGUAUGAUAUCAUCGAUAAGUACUUUCUAGUUGAUCUGCAGUCUUCACCUCCUGAUGAGAGCACGAUGUUCGAAUCGUCGUCGGCUGCUGUUCCCAGCGAAGGAUUUCAGUUCAAAUGA
This is a messenger RNA of Soboliphyme baturini, 1530 nucleotides long. The record is from the annotation of a GenBank genome assembly. Lineage: Eukaryota; Metazoa; Nematoda; Enoplea; Dioctophymatida; Soboliphymatidae.